GGAGGGAGAGGAAGGGUUGGCCAAGUGGGGCGGAAGGGAGCAUCUGAGCGAGAAGGAAGCAGAAACCUCACCGUUUCUUCCUCUCCGGACUCUGUGCUAGCACUGUAGACGUUUGCAGUUCUCUGCCCAGCCGCUGUGGAAAAUCGGCCUCGAAGUGAUUGAAAUUCCCUGCUUAUAUCAGGCAGCUUGUUUCAGAUCCAUCGUCUUUCUCCCGGAGUGUGAAUGGAAGGAUUCAGUAUGCGCUUCACAUUUAUUAGCUUUGAAGUUUAAAUCCAAUGGAGAAGACUCAAGAAACAGUCCAAAGAAUUCUUCUAGAACCGUAUAAAUACUUACUUCAGUUACCAGGUAAACAAGUGAGAACCAAACUUUCGCAGGCAUUUAAUCAUUGGCUGAAAGUUCCAGAGGACAAGCUACAGAUUAUUAUUGAAGUGACAGAAAUGUUGCAUAAUGCCAGUUUACUCAUCGAUGAUAUUGAAGACAACUCAAAACUCCGACGUGGCUUUCCAGUGGCCCACAGCAUCUAUGGAAUCCCAUCUGUCAUCAAUUCUGCCAAUUAUGUGUAUUUCCUUGGCUUGGAGAAAGUCUUAACCCUUGAUCACCCAGAUGCAGUGAAGCUUUUUACCCGCCAGCUUUUGGAACUCCAUCAGGGACAAGGCCUAGAUAUUUACUGGAGGGAUAAUUACACUUGUCCCACUGAAGAAGAAUAUAAAGCUAUGGUGCUGCAGAAAACAGGUGGACUGUUUGGAUUAGCAGUAGGUCUCAUGCAGUUGUUCUCUGAUUACAAAGAAGAUUUAAAACCACUACUUAAUACACUUGGGCUCUUUUUCCAAAUUAGGGAUGAUUAUGCUAAUCUACACUCCAAAGAAUAUAGUGAAAACAAAAGUUUUUGUGAAGAUCUAACAGAGGGAAAGUUCUCAUUUCCUACUAUUCAUGCUAUUUGGUCAAGGCCUGAAAGCACCCAGGUGCAGAAUAUCUUGCGCCAGAGAACAGAAAACAUAGAUAUAAAAAAAUACUGUGUACAUUAUCUUGAGGAUGUAGGUUCUUUUGAAUACACUCGUAAUACUCUUAAAGAGCUUGAAGCUAAAGCCUAUAAACAGAUUGAUGCACGUGGUGGGAACCCUGAGCUAGUAGCCCUAAUAAAACACUUAAGUAAGAUGUUCAAAGAAGAAAAUGAAUAAUGUUACACCAUUCUUGAUUGGGCCUCAUAGCUUAUUUUAGUUAAUCAUUUUUUUGUCUUUUAGCUUUAUCACCUUUUAAAAAAUUUGUUAUUCUCCAGGAACAGUAAAUAGGUGAGUAGGGGUGGUGCAAGUGAAUUCGUUUUCAUUUAGAAGCCCCUCUGUACAGAUAAUCAAAUUUCAAAGUUGAAAGAAUCAAAAGCAGCCACAGUUAUGUAGGUCUCAUUUGAAUGUCAUAAUUGCAGUGACAGGACAUUGCCACCAACUCUACCCUACUACCAUCAAUGUUGUGUUUAUUCCAUCAAUAAAAAAGACUCGCUUCCAGGAA
Molecule: messenger RNA, 1503 nt
Organism: Nomascus leucogenys (northern white-cheeked gibbon)
Lineage: Eukaryota; Metazoa; Chordata; Mammalia; Primates; Hylobatidae
Gene: GGPS1
Product: geranylgeranyl diphosphate synthase 1
Exons: 4
Coding region: 276-1178 (300 amino acids)
Biological process (GO): isoprenoid biosynthetic process
Molecular function (GO): prenyltransferase activity
Source: RefSeq, a predicted model, not a curated record